Molecule: messenger RNA, 2794 nt
Organism: Vigna umbellata (rice bean)
Lineage: Eukaryota; Viridiplantae; Streptophyta; Magnoliopsida; Fabales; Fabaceae
Product: Homeodomain-like superfamily protein
Source: RefSeq, a predicted model, not a curated record
UGUAGCAUCUUUUACCACAGCAGCAUGUGUCCAUGGUGAAGAAUAUGAUGGAUGGAAUGACUAUCCACCGUCACCACCCCAACCCACCCUUCCACUCCAACCGCCGCCACCAAAUGUCAACCAAACCCACCAACACCUUUCCUUACACCCACCACUCCAAUUUCUCACACCCACUCCAAUAAUAACAACCUUUAUAAACCCAAAACACCCACCACACACACCACCCCACACCACACCCUCUCUCAUCAUGGCCACCCCAAACGACGCCGCUUCGCCGACCAAGAAGCCUCAACCCAUCCCCUGGACCCACCAAGAAACUGUCCACCUCAUCCGCGCCUACCAGGAGAAGUGGUACGCGCUCAAGCGCGGCCCACUCCGCCACAACCAGUGGGAGGAGGUCGCCGUGAUCGUAGCCGCCCGCUGCGGCUACGACCUCGCGUACCCCGCCAAGUCCGCCCUCCAGUGCCGCCACAAGAUGGAGAAGCUCCGCCAGCGCCACCGCGCCGAAAAGAAACACGUCGCCGCCACGCUCCGUCCCGCCGCCUGGCAGUACAACGCUCUCAUGGAGGACCUCGAAUGCGGCCCCCUCCCCAUCUCCGCCCUCGCCCCGUUCCAAAACGACACCGAUUCAGAUCCCGACGACGAUGGCACUUAUCGGAACGGCAAUGAUGGCGAUGAGAGCUUUGUGAAGUCGAAGAGUAUUAACUGUAUUCUCGGCGAGAGGCCCGUGAGAAUGAAAAGCGGUGAAAGAGGGUUUUUGAGGGAGCGUGCGGAAGAAGAACGAGACGAAGACGACGAUGACGAUCGCGACGACUAUGUUUUGGCGUUGCCGGCGGAGAUUAGGGCUUUCGCUGAGAGGUUUAUUGGAAUGGAGAGUUUGAAGAUGGAAAUGAUGAAGGAAACUGAAAGGUGUAGGUUGGAGAUGGAGAAGAAGCGGAUCCAGAUGAUUGUGGAUUCACAGCGGAGGAUCGUUGAUUCCAUUGGGAGGGCGUUUGGGUCUAACAAGAGGGUCAAGAUUACUCAACAAAUCUGAAAGAGAUUGUGAAAUAUAUAAUGAUCGAGAUAAACUCUGAAUGGUUUCUACUAUGGAAGAGUCUACAGAAAUAGUUGCAUAGCGUGCUGCUAGUUGUUUAUUCUAUUUAUUAUUGCAUUUGAAGUCUGUACUUCUCACAUUAAUGAGGGUAAGUUCAUUUUUUGGCAUAAGUUGAUUAUAAUGCAAGCGAUAUCUUUACAAUUAUAAUGCUUAGUUGAUUAUGGCUUUGUUGUGAAAAAAUCUAUUAAGAUGAAUGUUAACCUAGAAAGAAACAUACCAGAAAACAUUUUUAUCUUCUCUGUCAAAUAUUAUACGUCUUUAUUUCUCCACAAUGGUCCCAAUAGAGAUCAAUAUGUCUGUCUGGAACACAGGGCAUUGUGGAGUGAUUUAUGUCUCUUUUACAAUUAAUUUACUGGAAGUCAAAGUUAUUAGCAGUUGAUUUUAUCUGGUACAUUUAUGCUUGUGCUUAUAAUGCUGGACAGGGUUAUUUUAGAGUCAAAGAUUGUGCUUACUAGCUUGAUGGCUUCUUACCCAGUUUCUUAAGACUAGGGGAUUGUGUUACUGGUUGAAGCCUCCAUAAUGAUUCUGUUUCUGGUUCAAGCCUUCACUAACCCACGUAUUUUCUUUUCCAUCGUAAUGGCUACUGCUUUCAAUUCUCUAAGAACACCAGGGAAAAGUAGUUAUUGUGCAUUUAUCUAUAUAUCCACUUAUUAAUGAGUAAUGAUGAAAAUUUCCUCACUCAGUAGUAUCACACAUGCAUAAUGCUGGUCAUUUUACAAGACAAACAGCGACAUGACAACACUGAUGUUCUAUCUAAUUAGUUGUAAGGUGGCACCAACUAUGAUCAAACUUUCCAGAUACCAAAGAAGUCUUCACAUUUUCAUCUUGCUAAUUUGAAAGAUCUGCUUCUCUUAGGGUCUUCGGAUUACCCUUCUGGCUGUUUCUUCUUGUAGGCAAUUACAUGAUAAUAUGCAAUAGUGGCCAUCUAACAUUAAUCUAUUUCAUGUUUUUCAUUUUUAUGAUCUGUCUGGGAAUGAUUUUUUUGACAACAUUUCAGUAAGUAGGUGCAAUCAUGCUUUAGCCUAUAUGUAAGUUGUGUUAAUUUGUUUAAAAUAGUACCUGUGUUGUAUGGUUUUCCAUGUAUCAUCAUGAAGUUGUCUCGAAUCAUCUCGAUUCUAAAGUUAAAAGAUGCUUGGAGCCCAAAUGUUACUUUUGGAUUAAUGACUUUCAAAGCAGAUCAGAUCUUGUUAAAAUUUAUGCAUUAAAGUGUUUACCUGGCUCUAAGAGUAUAGUAUAGCCAAGCUAAAUAUUUGUAAGGAAUUUCUCAAGCAGAUCGGCAAGAAAGAUAUAUUUUUUACUUACCUAUUAUUUAUUUGGCCUUAAACAGACUUCAUUUAAGACAGAACAUUCUAAGGCCUGAUUUGUUAAGUCAAAUCUAUAUGAAUUGCAUAAAUCUUGAAACUUCUAAACCAUCUGGUCCAUCUCGCCCAUUGGGAUUAAAAUGUGCUUUUAAAACUAGUUGAACAAGUAUGAAAAUAUUGAAGAGGUUUCUGUAGCUGGUUUAACCAAUUUUCGACAAUUCAUUGUUUCAACAUAUUAAAUUUGAGUUGUUAGAUGUAGGAGGUCUGUCUCCUAGUAGGAAUCCUGACUUUUCUAAGGUCUAGGUUAAUUGCACUAAUUGGGGAAGGAGUAAAGAAUUGCAAUUUCAUACAUAAUAGUCUAUCAAGAUUGGAUUUUUUUUUCCAGAAAUAAACCCAAUUU